This is a messenger RNA of Photinus pyralis (common eastern firefly), 1576 nucleotides long. RefSeq names its product alpha-(1,3)-fucosyltransferase 6-like. The record is from RefSeq and is a predicted model, not a curated record. The transcript has 5 exons. Bases 326 to 1576 code for a protein of 416 amino acids. Gene Ontology annotation, cellular component: membrane. Lineage: Eukaryota; Metazoa; Arthropoda; Insecta; Coleoptera; Lampyridae. Gene Ontology annotation, molecular function: alpha-(1->3)-fucosyltransferase activity.
UAUAAUCAGCCGGGAAGGUUUGCAGAAUUAUGAUAAAGUCUUUUGUAUGUGUUGAAUCGUUUUUACGCAAUUUCCCUAUUUAUUUAUUUCUUAUUACACAAAUGCCCCUUUAAGUCAAAUAAUUUUAAAUGGCACGUAACUACACUGUUUAACUUUUAAUGCGGAUAAUGUUUGUGUAAGUACUGCAGAAGAUUAGAUAUAGGUAAUAUCAGAAUACUUAAGUUUAAUCCGUGUGACAUAUCUGUUUAAUGGCCGUUUGCACCGACAAAUUUAAUCACGUUAAUUUCGCUAUAGGUUAGUCCUAGAUCGACGAACUACUUAGGACAUGAUCAAAAUCCGUUCCCUAGUAAUGGCGAUUUUAGCAUUGCUCAUCGUCUCCUUUUACUUGCAAAUGAAGUACACCGAAAAGAAAGUUAACCCACAAAGGAAUGUAACUCACGAAAAGCCCAACGGAGAUUGGAGAAAUCUCACCGUAAAAGAGAAGAACAGCUUGUCCAAACUUGGGCGAAUAUUAUUUCUCCAAGAACCAUCGCCGGAAACUCCCAAUCGUUCCACGCCAUACACUAUUUUAUUAUGGAAACAUGGCAAAAGCCUGGAAAGGAGGCACAUCAACCAGUACACAAAUCAAAGGUUAAACCCAUUCCAGUCGUGUUCGGUAAGCUGCAGAAUAACCUACGAAGAUGGUGACUUAUCCUUAGCUGACUUGGUCCUUUUCCAUAUGCAACGAAUUAAAAAUGUACAAGAUCUACCCCACACAAACCGCGUACAGAAACAGAUUUGGGCGUUCCUAACGGAUGAGAGUCCUUUCCAUACAUUUCUCUAUUCUAAAGACAACCGCAUCACAGACUACAAUGGAGUGUUUAAUUGGUCCAUGACCUACAGCUUGCACUCGGACAUUCCCGUGCCCUACGGACGCACCGUAUGGAAUAAUGCACCCGUCGACGUCUGGGACUACGGUACUUGGCAACAAUCCAAAAACCAGACCGUUCUCGUCGCCUUGAUGGCCUCAAAUUGUGGCGGCCAGAGUGGUCGCUGGCAGUACAUUAGUGAACUGCGAAAGCACAUACAGAUCGACGUGUACGGCGCUUGCGGUAAAUUGAAGUGCGCCGGACACUACGAUCUCGACUGUCCGACGCUUACCCAGUACAAAUUUUACCUCUCGUUCGAAAACUCCAACUGCGACGAGUACAUUACCGAAAAGGUGUGGUGGAACGCAUACCAAAAGGAUGCAAUACCGAUAGUGAUGGGAGGCUCGAAUAAGAGUUACAGGAAGAUUUUGCCUCCAAACUCUUACAUACACGUAAACGAUUUCGCAACACCACGCAAUCUCGCCGACUACAUCAAAUAUUUAAACGACACACCGAGUGAGCUGAAAAUUUAUUUUCAGUGGAAGAAAUCUUUUUCGGUUUUAAACGAGCACGGCUAUUUUCGGUCGGCCUCCGUUCAUUACUGUAGGAUAUGCGAAGCGCUCCAUUAUAAUAGUAAAGAAGUAAAAAUUUACACAAAUUUAGAAUCAUCUCUAGACAAGGGACGUUGUCAACCCAAGUGGUCUGCUGUGGUAGACGGUGGAAGGUAA